This is a messenger RNA of Prinia subflava (tawny-flanked prinia), 1016 nucleotides long. It is a transcript of the gene DCXR, whose product is annotated as dicarbonyl and L-xylulose reductase. The transcript has 8 exons. Gene Ontology annotation, molecular function: L-xylulose reductase (NADPH) activity; carbonyl reductase (NADPH) activity. Gene Ontology annotation, biological process: glucose metabolic process; xylulose metabolic process. Bases 94 to 834 code for a protein of 246 amino acids. Lineage: Eukaryota; Metazoa; Chordata; Aves; Passeriformes; Cisticolidae. The record is from RefSeq and is a predicted model, not a curated record.
CCCGCCCUAUCGAGCCGCCCCGCUCCCAGACCCCGCCCCGGCCGCGGGCCCGUCCCGGCCACGGGCCCGUCCCGGCCACAGUCCUGCCGAAGCAUGGAGGCGCAUCUCAGCUUCCGCGGACGGCGGGCCCUGGUGACUGGGGCCGGCAAAGGGAUCGGUCGCGCCGUGGCCGUGGGGCUGAGCGGGGCCGGGGCCCGCGUGACCGCGCUGAGCCGAACGGCGGCGGACUUGGAGAGCCUCAGGCGGGAGUGCCCAGGCAUCGAGACCCUCUGCGUGGACCUGGCGGACUGGGAGGCUGUGGAGGCGGCGGUGGGCGCGGCGGGGCCGUUCGAGCUGCUGGUUAACAACGCGGCGGUGGCGGAGCUGCAGCCGUUCCUGGAGGUGACGCGCUCGGCCCUGCAGCGGUCUCUUGAUGUGAAUUUUGGGGCUGUGCUUCAUGUUUCCCAGAUAGUUGCACGGCAGAUGAUUGCACAUGGCGUGCCAGGGGCUAUUGUGAAUGUCUCCAGCCAGGCAUCAAAGCGUGCACUGAGGGAUCAUGCUGUUUAUUGUUCCACAAAAAGUGCUUUGGAUAUGCUGAGCAAAGUAAUGGCAAUGGAAUUGGGACCCCACAAGAUUAGGGUGAACACUGUGAACCCCACCGUGGUUAUGACUGACAUGGGGAGAAUUAACUGGAGUGACCCUCAGAAAUCUGCUGCCAUGAUUGAUCGGAUCCCCCUGGGAAAGUUUGCAGAGGUGGAUGAUGUGGUGAACAGCAUUCUCUUCCUGCUGAGUGACAAGAGUGCUAUGACAACUGGCAGCUCACUGAUGAUUGAUGGGGGGUUUCUUGUCUCCUAAGAUGACACCUGCAUUUCACACCUGGCCUCAACUCAUAAAUUCUGCCUAGAUGUAAACUGGAUAGAAAACAAUGCCACAGACUUCUUGCUGGAGGGGCAGCAGGGCUGAAGGCUGUAUUAAAAGUGAGGCAGAAAAACAAGCUUUGCAAGGCUGCUAUAUAAUAAAGCUCACAUACACCUUCA